This is a messenger RNA of Paramecium sonneborni, 996 nucleotides long. The record is from the annotation of a GenBank genome assembly. NCBI's taxonomy places the organism in Eukaryota, Ciliophora, Oligohymenophorea, Peniculida, Parameciidae.
AUGGGAAAAUUUGAAAUAACUUAUAAUAUAGAACCAAAUUAUUUACCUAAAAAAGAAAAAAGAGUAUAAAUAUAGAAGAAUAAUGAAUAAAAAAGCAAUCCUGAAUUGAUUGAAUCGAUAUAAGAUGAUAAAUUUAUAGUUUUUAAAGAUUUAAUUGAGAAAGGAGCUUCAAUUUAUAAAAUUCUUAAAGAGGAAAGAUAAAACGUUAGUUCCUCAUUUGGUAUAUAAAAAUAUGCUAGAAUAAAUUAUGCUGAAUAUUUAUAAAAUAAAAAUGUAGAUUGGGAAUGUGAAGAUAAUGAUGGUAUGACUCCUUUAUUUUAAGCUAUAAAAAGGGAAUCUAUAAAAAUGAUAGAAUAUUUACUUAAAUAAAAAGUAAAUUUAGAACACUAAGAUAAUUAAAACAGAACUCCAUUUUAUUAUGCAUGUUCAUUUGGUUAAUUAUUUAUAAUAGGAUUCUUAUUAGAAAGAGGUGCAAAUAUAAAUCUAGAAUAGCUUUGGGAAGAACUCCAUUUUCAAAAGCAAGUUUUUUAGGAUUAUAUAAUGUGGUUGAAUAUCUACUUUAAUAACCUAAUAUAGACGAUAAUUAUGCAGAUAAAUUAGGAAGAAAUGCAUUACAUAAUGCAGUAUUUGAUCCUAAAGGUAGUAGAGAUGGAAGAUAAAUUGGGACUUCCUUUAAUUGCUUAAUUAUUAUUAGAGCAUAGAAUUGAUGUGGAAUCUAAAGAUAAAGAUGAAAAUACUCCAUUAUAUGAACCAGCAUCAAGUGAAGCAUUAAGUUCAAUUCCUAUUUUAAUAGCAUUUGGUUGUGAUAUAAAUAGUAGGAAUAAAUUUGGAGAAACUGCUUUAAUUGUUGCUGCUAAAUUUAAUCAUUAUGAAACUGCUAAAUUAUUAAUAGAAAAUUAAGCAGAUUUUCUUUUAGAAAAUGAAGGAUUCACAGCUAUGGAAAUUGCAGUAAAAAUGAUCAAUUUGAAACAUUUCAAUAUUUAUUAGAUUAAAUGA